GUGUAUGUACUUGUGGCUUUCUUCUUUAUCAAUAUAAGAAUUCAAUGGAGGAGCGAACUGUUUGGAUGUAACGUUUAAGAUACGUGGCCGUUAUUGGUUGGGCACGUUAACGUCAACAUCGGAAGACUCCAGCUUCUUGAAACUCGCCUACCGAGCCAUUCAGACGAGCAGAACGCGACAAGCUCUUUUGGAAAGCACGUGGCUCGGCGCUAUAAAGGGAAGAGCGAGGCACGAUGUCUGUGGCUAUCAUUCUAGCGGUCUUAACUAUUCUUCUUAUUACUGUCUACUUGCGACAGACACCAAAACGUCCGCCAGGUCCCUUUCCUUGGCCGUUUAUUGGAAGUCGAUAUUAUUUACAAAAAUUAACGCGUCAACUCGGCGGACAACACAUUGCCUUUCUGGAGCUCAGCAAGAUAUACAACAGCGGUAUCAUAAGUUUACGGCUGGGUUCUAAUAGCAUGCUUAUUGUCUCAGACAGCAAGCUUAUACACGACAUAUGCCUUAACGAGAAGUACGACGGACGUCCUUGGAAUGAAUUUACAAAGCUACGAAACAUGGGAUUGAGAAAAGGUAUCACGCUGAACGAUGGGGCGGAGUGGAAAGAAUUGCGCGGCUGGACAGUACGCACUCUGAGGAGCGUCGGUUUCGCCAAGCGGGCGAUGAUGGAUCUGCUCGUUGACGAGAUGACGCUUAUCCUGCAGAGGCUGGCGGACGGCGGCGUGCGGCAAAUACGGCCCGUGAUCGCGCCCGCGGUGAUAAAUGUUCUCUGGAUGCUGGUGACGGGCCGGAAGCCGUCCGAGAAUCUGCCGAGGCUGCAGAAGUUUAUAGAUCUGCUGGACCGUCGCGCGCAACAGUUCGAUAUGACCGGCGGCAUUCUGUCCACUUUCCCCUGGAUACGUUACAUCGCGCCGGAGAUGUCGGGGUACAACAUCCUCGUCACGUUGAACAACGAGCUCAAGAGCUUCCUAAUGGACACCAUCAACGAGCACAAGGAGCGGUAUGUCAAGGGAAAUGAGACGGACUUUAUCGAUAUGUUCCUCUACGAGAUGUACAACAGCGAGGCGCAGCGAGACAAAGUCUCCGCCGUGUUUUCAGAUGACAAUCUGCUCGUGACGUUGAUCGACUUCUUCAUCGCCGGCACCUCCAACACAACUUCGACGUUGGAUAUUCUCUUCUUGCAAAUGGCCAAUCACCAGGAGGUGCAGCGCAAGCUGCAGGAGGAGAUCGACGACGUGAUCGGUCUCCAAAGGUUUCCCAAUCUGGAAGACAGAGUCAAAAUGCCCUUCACGGAGGCGAUAUUAACCGAGUGUCAACGCAUGUGGGUCGUCACGCCUAUGAUCGGGCCACGUCGCGUUCUCGGUAACACGACCCUCAAUGGUUACAAGAUACCGGAGAACACCAUCGUCCUCAUGAACAUAUAUGCGAACAAUAUGGACCCGAAGAACUUCCCCGACCCGACUUCGUUCAAACCGGAGAGGUAUAUAAACAAGGCUGGCACCUACGAGCUCCAGGAAAAUAUCAUACUGUUCGGCAAAGGAAAGAGAAGAUGUCCCGGAGAAGCUUUGGCAAAGUCGGCUAUAUUCCUACUGUUUGUCAGCGUAAUGCAGAAGUACCGUUUACUCCCGGUGCCAGGGGAAAAAUACAUUAGAAUGGACCUGAAGACUGGACUGACAAUUUCACCGAAGCCUUAUGAGAUGCUAAUUGUCCCGAGAUAAGAUAUUGUAUCGCAGACUAUUGGAUAGAUAAGCGAGCUCUUAAUUAAAAAAACACGUUUCGAGUUUAGUUUCAUCAAAUGGACGAGUGCAAUCUACGGGCUGCACUACAAUUCUUUUAAUGUGUUACUCUUUGUUUCGUUAUUGUUCUCAGAUACGGUAAUAUUGGAAGAAAAAAGGGGAGAGAAACAAAAGAAACAGAUUACGAUACAAACGCAUUUUACAUAUAAGUUUGUAUCUUCUCCUUUUGUUCGAAAUUUAUACUUUGCAAAGUAGUUAUACUAGCGCUAAAAGCAUUAGCAUAUAGAAUAAAGUAAGAAUUGAAGAGUGGUGAAGGCUCCAAAGAAAAAUAGAGUCGAUGAAGGAUGGCCACCCAUACAGCACAAGAACGUCCAGCAACGUUGCAGCAACAUUGCAGCAACAUUGCAAUGUUGCUGCAAUGUUGCUGGACGUUCAUUGCUAUAUGGGCAAUGGGAGCCAAUAAAUGCGGGAACACAGCGCGCGGUUUAAACGUGGAAAAUAUAUUCUUUUGUUGAAACGUUUCGACCCAUGUUCGGGCUUUCUUCAGUGAUCGGAUACAACAACUAGAAUUCACAAAAAUUCACUGUGAGUUGUUACAAAGUAGUAAUCAGAAUUAAAUUAAAUAUAAAAUGGUCCGGAAGUAGAUCCCAGUUUAGAGAAAAGAAGUGUAGUAAAGGCACAGCGUGAUCGAAGGUCGAGGCGAAUCUUUUGAAUUCUAGUUGUUGUAUCAAAUCACUGAGGAAGACCCGAACAUGGGUCGAAACGUUUCAACAAAAGAAUAUAUUUUCCACGUUUAAAUCACGCACUUGCCUUCCCCCGUCGACUCUUUAAAGUAAGAAUUGAUACUAAGACAAUGUCGCAUUAUGAAUGUAAGUUUUGUAAUCAAUUAAAGUAUCAAAUACAGCAUAUUGAGCAGGA
Messenger RNA from Vollenhovia emeryi, 2651 nucleotides. Its product is annotated as probable cytochrome P450 305a1. The transcript has 9 exons. Gene Ontology annotation, molecular function: iron ion binding; oxidoreductase activity, acting on paired donors, with incorporation or reduction of molecular oxygen, reduced flavin or flavoprotein as one donor, and incorporation of one atom of oxygen; heme binding. The record is from RefSeq and is a predicted model, not a curated record. Gene Ontology annotation, cellular component: intracellular membrane-bounded organelle; cytoplasm. Bases 234 to 1715 code for a protein of 493 amino acids. Lineage: Eukaryota; Metazoa; Arthropoda; Insecta; Hymenoptera; Formicidae. Gene Ontology annotation, biological process: xenobiotic metabolic process.